Molecule: messenger RNA, 679 nt
Organism: Rhododendron vialii
Lineage: Eukaryota; Viridiplantae; Streptophyta; Magnoliopsida; Ericales; Ericaceae
Product: RING-H2 finger protein ATL48-like
Exons: 2
Coding region: 98-334 (78 amino acids)
Source: RefSeq, a predicted model, not a curated record
GAAUUGUUGGUGUCCGAAUUAAGGCCACAAGCGUGGGAGGGAGGGACACAAAAGCGGGUUCUGUGAGGCGUUUCUCCGUUACGGGGAGGAGAAGAAGAUGGGAGCGAUCAAUUCAGAACUGGAAGAGCUGUUUGAGGCCAAAAAACGCGUCAAGAACCCCUAUGUUCCCAUCGGUGCACUUAUCACCGCAGGAGUGCUCACGGCUGGGUUAAUCAGUUUCAGACAGGGCAAUUCUCACUUGGGUCAGCAGCUAAUGAGAGCUCGUGUGGUUGCUCAAGGUGCUACCGUUGCAUUAAUGGGUGGCACAGCUUAUUAUUAUGGGGACAAGUUUUAAAUUGGUUCCUGCUGGUUGAGUUUUUCUGCUUUGCAACUGUGCUUUGUCUCUCCCGAAUGUUAUUUGAGCAAGGAAAGUAUAGUUCGACAGCAAUCAUGUGCUUUUUUAUUCUAAGGAAAUAAUGAUUUGAUUUAAGCAAAUUACAGCCAACAGUUGUGGCGCGAGCACUAUUCUGAACCUGAGAUUCUGUAACAUGCAUGUUGGUUGAAGCAAAUUGCUGCUUCAAGAAUGAGAGUUGUAUUCAUGCAAGCAGUUCAAACAAAAGAAUGGUGUAAUUGACCAAUGUAUUUACCGUAAUAUCUUAUAUGCCAAUAUGCUCUCAUACUCUUGAGGCUUCUGCUUUCA